Xyrichtys novacula (pearly razorfish) is the source of this 3191-nucleotide messenger RNA. Lineage: Eukaryota; Metazoa; Chordata; Actinopteri; Labriformes; Labridae. The record is from the annotation of a GenBank genome assembly.
AUGGACAGCACUGCGGACAGUUUGGACGCUGCAGCUUUUUUACAGAUCUGGCAACAGUUUGACAGAAAUGGUAAGAAAUAAGAGUUUAACGGUAAAAAGAAGUCUUUAAAGUCGUAAAUGUACAUCUUUUAUUUCAUAGAUUUAAAAACAGCUUUUUAUUUUGACAGCUGAGGACGUGUCUUAAUAAAACAAAGAAUAAAAAUCAGGUUAAGUGCUUUUUUUGUUUGUGUUAUUAGAGUAAAAAGAGGAGAGACAGGAUGUUGUUCAAUUGUUUUGAAUUUAAAAUUAAUUAAUGGAUUUAAAAUAUAUAAAAUGAGGCCAAAUUUUAAGUGAUUAGAAAGUCAUGAACUGUUUUAAAUCAACAUUUUGAUUCAUUUUAGGGAAAAAAAAUCCCAUAUUAUAUUCUUUAUAAAUAAAAAGAAGUUUAUUUAUCUUGUAAAAACACUCGUGCACUCUCUCUUUAUUCUCAGGGUUAAAGUUAAAAUCAUGUUUUUGACUGGUUUUUUUUUGUGCACAGAUGACGGGUACAUAGAGGGAAAGCAGCUGGACGCCGUCUUACAAAGCAUGCUGGGAGAAUCUGGGCCCAAGGUAAAUAAUCAAAUUUAUAGAAUAUUCUCGAAAUAUUCUCAUAAUUCAGUUGUUUUACAUUUUUUCUGUUUGUUCAGAAACUAAAAUCUGCUUUUUUCAGAGUAUUGUCAGCAUACUGCCCUCAGCCCUCACUAGGGGGCAGCAGAAUCAACACUAAUCUAAUCGGCUUUGGAUAAAAAUAUUUUAACAUCGAAAUUUAACAAAAGUUUAAUGAAAUUUCUAACAGUGACUGUUAUUUUCUUUCAGAGGGCGGAGAUCACUGCGGACAAAAUCAGACGAAUGAGAGAGAAACUGUCGUGUGACACCAGAGCUGACGGUCGUCUGCAGAUUCAAGAGGUUCAAACUUCUCUGUUUCAGAUGUUUGUUACCCUGAUAGAGACGUGUUUCAGGAUGAAUCCUGCUCUAAUCUCAGCAUUUAUCAUUAGAUGAUAGACGAUAUCAUUUUACAUUAGAAACACUGACACUGGGUGAAUAUCAUUUCAGUUUUUAGUCUUUCUGGUCCCAGACUUUAGACUCAGACUGAGGGUUUGUGUUUGGAACUGGCCCACUAUGAAAGACUUUAUAUAUCAUAGGCUUGUGAGUCCUGCAGACUAAACUGAGGGGCUCAGAGGUCUUUACAAACUCAAUGAUGUGAUUUUGAUGUGAUUUUCAGCCUCAAACUUCAUCUUCUGUUUUUUUAUGAAAGCUGUACGUUGUUCAAUAAAGUUUUGAGGAAAAAAAACAAGCAUGGAUUUGCACAUAUUUAUCAUAUUUGUCAUAUUUCUGCAUAAAGUAGGUUCAGUGAGGUCUGGUUAGUCAGCUGUUAUCUUCAGUGACUCUUUUUAUUUCAGCUGUCCGCUGUGAUCCUCCCUGAAGAGGAGAACUUCCUGCUUUUGUUUCGCAGAGAGACGCCGCUGGACAACAGCGUGGAGUUCAUGAGGGUGAGGUCAAAGGUCAACAAAGUUAGACAUGACUAAAACGUGACUUGAUCAGCACCACCCUCAGGACAAACACAAAAAUUCAGACGUCCCUGAUCAUAUCCGUGUCUAUUCUGCACAUUCAGGAUUGUUGUUGAUCAUCUAAUUCAUUCAUGAAACAUUUAUUAUAAUGUGAGUGAUAUUUCUGUUUUUUGUUUCUACAGAUCUGGAGAAACUACGACACUGACAGCAGCGGAUACAUCUCAGCGACGGAGCUCAAGGUAACAGCUGAGCUCAAAUAUGACCUUCAGAGGAGAUGAACAUUAGAACCUGAAACAUAAAGACUCGAACCAAGAGCUGGAAGACUUUUGAAUGAUUGAAUUAGUUUGAAUUUUACUUUUUAGUUUAAGUUUAGAUCAAAUCUUUCAGACACAUUUUCUUCAUUAACUAAUUAAGUUCAGAUUUUGGUUUUCACAUCGUCUAAAAAGUCCCACAGUUGACUUUUAGAAUCAAAACACGAUAAAACAAAAAUCUUUUAUUGGAUUCAGAAGACAGAUUUAUUGAUUAUUGUAAAAGAGGAGAGUUAAAAAUGUUAAAGCAGAGUUGCAGGUUAAGGAGGUAAAGAGAUCUCAGUUUCCGCCAACAUUAGCAGCAGGUUUGGUCUCGUUUGUCCCUGCAGGGCUUCCUUCAGGACCUCUUCCUCCAGCACAACAAAUCAAUCACACCUGAUAAACUGGAGAAGUACACCGUCGCCAUGGUAACAGACAGAGACACUUUAGAUAUCGUGAAGUCUUGUCGUCAUCCUCUCAUACUUCUCCUUUCUUCUUCGCAGAUGAUGAUGUUUGACAAAAACAAAGAUGGCCGACUGGAUUUAAACGACCUGGCCAGGUACCGUGGAUCAGUGUCAUGUGACCAAAUAGAGUUUGAACAAUAACCGAUGUAGACACUCAAACCACCUGAUUAUUGACAUGAUUCUGUUUCUCUGGUCUGAAGAAUUUUGGCUCUUAAAGAAAACUUCCUCCUGAAGUUUAAGAUGGAUGUAAGUGACGCUUCUUUUAGUCAAGAUUAUUUCUCUUUUCAUGAUGAACAGUAUUUUCUUCCCUGUCUUCCACAUUUCCUCACACUAACCUGUAGUUUCUUUAUUCAAAGCCAGACUCUCACUGUGAACUUGUUCUUUCUCAGGCCUGCAGUCAGGAGGACCGGAAGAGAGACUUUGAGAAGAUUUUCGCUCAUUACGAUGUUGUAAGUUUGGCUCCUGACUUCUGUUGGACAGUCCUGCUCAUGAAGUGACAUCGACCAAAUAAAGUCACCACUAUGUGUGUGUGUUUGUGUGUGUGUGUGUGUGUGUGUGUGUUUGUGUGUGUGUGUGUGUGUGUGUGUGUGUGUGUGUGUGUGUGUGUGUGUGUGUGUGUGUGUAGAGUAAAACAGGAGCGCUGGAAGGCCCUGAAGUUGACGGGUUUGUCAAAGACAUGAUGGAGCUGGUGAAGGUGAGACUUCCUCUGUGCAAAGAUUCGGCCCUGAACCCUGCUGUGACCUCUGACCUCUCUGAUAAGUCUUUGGAUGUGUCCCCCCCCCCUGCAGCCAAGCAUCAGCGGCACAGACCUGGACAAGUUCAGGAAGGCUCUGAUGCACCACUGCGACAUUAACAGAGACGGAAAGAUCCAGAAGAACGAGCUGGCCCUCUGCCUCGGCCUCAAACACAGCUAA